AAACUAGGCAGCGUCACUUUUUAUUUGCGCUAACCGCAUCCGCUAUCGAGUAAUUAAUUGUUUUCGUUUGUGCACAAUAGCAAAUGUUUGAAAAUUAUAAAUAAAUUUCAGUCACCGUCUUUGCAAAAUGACGGACUAUCAGGAUAUAACAGCUUUGGAAAAAUCGGUGGCGAAUGCGGGCACACAGCUUUAUACGAUGGCGCAUAAGCUGCAUGCUGUGGAGCGUAGCCUCGACCAGACAACAAUGGAGCAAAUGGAUGAAAUGGAGGUACUUGAGCUGCUCGAGUCCAUGACAGAGGUGAAGAAUGAGUAUCAGAAUUUGCGCAAGGACAUACAAGAAGUGCAGCAAUUGCAGCGUGACGUCAGCACAUCAAUACGCUUUCAAAUGCGCAGCAUGCAACAAACAUUUCAGAUGCUCAAGAAGCGCAUUGCGACGUCACAACAACAGCAGCAGCAGAAGCAGCAGUUACAACAGCAACAACCUACUCCAACGACCCUGACAGCCAGCGACCAUUGAGCCCAAUGGCCUGAAACCGCGAGCGCUGUAAUGCCCACCCACUGGCGCAAAGUUAAUUGUGUUUAUGAAUUUUGCAUGCUUUUUAUUGAUCUGCGUGGGCCAUGUAAAAUGGUAAUACACCCUCAAUACGCUAGUAUUCGCCACUACGCAUAUUUCCACACAAGCCGACAUACACCGAUACAUACAUACAAGCCUAUAUACAUGUAGAUAUGAAUACUUGUAUGCACAUACAACAGCUUAGCGCUGCUUGAAUUCGUUCCUAAUUUCCUGUAAGAGUCAAAGCCAAUCACACAAAAAAUUACAAACAAAAAAAUGAAAGAAAAAAAAAACAAAAUCUGUAGCAACAUACAAAUAUAUGUAUGCACAUAUACAUAUACAUACGUGUGUACUAAAACGUGUCAAAUAGCAGCCACCUCGUGAGCUUGCACUCGUAAUAUCCUGGAACAUUUUUUACGAAGUUUAACAAUCAAAUUAUAUAGCAUAAAUACAAAUCUUUUGGGGCUUUUUCAGCUCAGAGUGAAUGAAGGAGAAUCCAAACUAUAUGCUCGUGCACUUGUAAAAGCGUACUUGCCGUAAAGUACUUCUACUACUUUAGAAAGCAAAACCGAAUGUCUGAUACCAUUUGAAGAGAAUGCACUUUCCAAAUUUGCCUUAAUAUAUACGAACUAAUAACCGUAUUAUACUAAUUUUUGAUACACAUAUGUACAAGUUUUGAUA
This is a messenger RNA of Scaptodrosophila lebanonensis, 1234 nucleotides long. RefSeq names its product protein URE2. The transcript is spliced from 2 exons. The record is from RefSeq and is a predicted model, not a curated record. Lineage: Eukaryota; Metazoa; Arthropoda; Insecta; Diptera; Drosophilidae. The coding region runs from base 128 to 517 and encodes 129 amino acids.